Alligator sinensis (Chinese alligator) is the source of this 564-nucleotide messenger RNA. It is a transcript of the gene PSENEN, whose product is annotated as presenilin enhancer, gamma-secretase subunit. The record is from RefSeq and is a predicted model, not a curated record. Gene Ontology annotation, cellular component: gamma-secretase complex. NCBI's taxonomy places the organism in Eukaryota, Metazoa, Chordata, Crocodylia, Alligatoridae. The transcript is spliced from 3 exons. Gene Ontology annotation, biological process: Notch receptor processing. The annotation marks the transcript as partial.
CACCCUGGGAGACUACUAUAACGGAGAAUGUGACCAGUGCGGGGCCUGGGAGUAAUAUAGCUGGGAAAAUGGGACUGGUGGGGAAUGGGUCCACUAUAGCUGGGAACAGUGGACCAGUAGUGGUGGGGUGACUGAGACCAGUAAAGGGGGUUAGCUGAGACCAGUAUAGUUGGGAGGUGUGAGUGGGGUAGCCAGUUCUGGGCAUGUUCUGCAUAGAACAGCUGCCUGGAGGGCUGAGAUGCAGCCAGCUCUGGGGUGGAGAAGAGAACAACUGCAUAUAACACCCAAUGUGAUUGCCAUGGGGCUGAGAUGCAGCCAGCUCUGGGGUGCGGUUGCCCCUGUGGCAGUGCCAAGAUGAACCUGGAGCGGGUGCCCAAUGAGGAGAAGCUGAAUCUGUGCCGGAAGUACUACUUGGGGGGCUUCGCGCUGCUGCCCUUCCUGUGGCUGGUAAACGUGCUGUGGUUCUUCCGGGAGGCCUUCCUGGCUCCUGCCUACACCCAGCAGCUGCAGAUCAAGAGCUGUGAGUGGGAAGAGAGGGGGGAGCCUGGGAGGGAGUCUCUGGAA